AUGCUAAGUUCAUUCAUUAAUUCUCAUUCAUCACGCUCGAAGAUCUUUCACCGUUUCUUUUUCUUCUUUUGCAUCUUUUCAGAGUGCCAGUGCAGCCCGAUCGGCGCCAUUGCUGCCUCAUGUGACAAGCGUACCGGUCAAUGCGCCUGUCUGGCCAAUGUUACCGGCCGGCGUUGCGACAAAUGCAAAUCAGGUCAUUGGAACCUCACGCAAGGCGUCGGCUGCCAUGACUGUCGUUGCGAUCCAGCCGGUUCGCGCAGCCACGAAUGCAAUCCAUGGACGGGGCAAUGUGAUUGCAAGAUCGGUGUAGGCGGCCAACAUUGCAACGAGUGUACGGACGGUUUUUAUGGCUUCUCCACGGACGGCUGUCAGCGUUGUACGCAGUGCGCGGGCGAGGGACAGGUUUGUGAUCCGUUGAAUGGUCGCUGCAUCUGUCCGCCGAACAGUCGUGGGUUGGGUUGUGCGCAAUGUGUGGCCGGUACAUGGGGUUGGCAACCGCGUCUUGGUUGUCGCAAUUGUGCUUGCGAUCGUAUCGGUUCCAUCGGCCAGCUGUGUGAGCCGGCGCACGGACAGUGCCAGUGUCGCGAAGGCUAUGCAGGACGGCAGUGUGACACGUGUGCCAUUGGUUACUUUGGUUAUCCGGAGUGCAGGCGUUGCAAUUGCAAUGUAGAUGGUUCGUUUGUGCACGCAGAUGGCUCGAUUACCUGCGAUGCGAACGGGCAGUGUCCGUGCAAGACACUGGUGGUUGGACUCAAAUGUGACACGUGCAUGAAGUCGACCUUUGGCCUGUCGGCGCUCAACCCGGAAGGUUGUACACGUUGCUUCUGCUUUGGCCGUUCGAGCGAGUGUGAGCAAAGCGAAUGGUCGUGGGGACACAUACGCAUGGCGGAGGCACGCAAUCUGAGCGUUCAGUACAUACGACCACAGUACGUUACGAAUACGGAGUAUGAGUAUAUUGUAGUGGUACAGAUGGCGGGCGCAAAGAGUUAUCGCGAGGAUGCUGAAAUACAUCUGCUUAACGAUCUGAAUUUGAUACCGCGUUCUACGGGCAACGUGUCGAUUGGCGCCUACACGAACUUCUAUCAUCCACUCUACUUUCAACUGCCACCGCAAUUCUAUGGCGAUCGCACCAGCAGCUAUGGUGGUUACUUGUACUUUACGCUGUUCAUUGAGGGCGCCAACCGACCGCUGGAGCGCAAGGUACUCUCACGCUUUCCGUUGGUGCAAAUACAUUCGCACAAGAAGUUGGUGCUCGACUAUUACGAAUAUGAGAAUUACGAGUAUGCGCUGAAUGUGACCUACAAAGUGCCGCUGCAUGAGUCCGAGUGGAAGUACCAUCACAACAAUCAGCCAGUGGAUCGCGCUACCUUGAUGGCGGCCCUGCAGAAUGUGAGGCAUAUUUUUGUGCGCGCCUCGGCUUUCGCGGACUUCACGGAAGUAGUUCUCUUCAACGUCCACAUGGACUCAGCAAUUUACGUCUACGGCUCUACGAAUAUGAUAGCUAAAGGCGUAGAACAAUGCAAAUGCACGAAACGUUAUGAUGGACUCUCGUGUCAGGAUCCUGGAAAAGGCUACUACCGUUUUCGCAAUGUCACUGAAAUUGAGACUGUAUUCAUAGAGGAUCUCAUCGGACGUGUUGUGCCAUGCCAUUGUAAUGGACGCAGUAAUGAAUGCGAUCGUGAGACGGGUGUAUGCUUGAAUUGUCGCGAUAAUACAGGGGGUGGUCACUGCGAACAAUGCGCUGAGGGCUAUUAUGGUGAUCCCAACUCCCCAUAUGGCUGUCAGGCGUGCCCCUGCCCAGAGACAAGUCGGAACUUCGCCAAAGGCUGUAACGUUUGGCAAGGCGAGGUUAGUUGCAUUUGCAAACCCGGCUACACCGGCAAGCUGUGUGAUCGCUGCCGUCCUGGCUAUUAUGGCAAUCCACUUGCCUAUCCCAAUAGCACCUGUCAGCCAUGCAAUUGUAAUCUGGAUGGCGCUACUAAUGGUGAUUGCGAUAGUCAGACGGGGCAAUGCCAAUGUCGGCCGGGUGUGGCCGGUCUGAAAUGCGAUAGAUGCAUAGCAGAACGUAAUUAUUUAGAGGAACGCGGUUGUCGAAUUUGCGACAACUGCACACUGCUUCUAUUGGACUACAUCGAGCUGAUUGGCAAUAAACUUCGCCGCGGUUUGCACAAUAUGGAUCUCACUGGCAUACCAGCGCCCUAUCUGAAAGUUGAGGACUACGAGCGCGUCUAUAAUACGCUCCAAAUUCACUACGAAGACUACACAAAUGCGCGUAAGCUGCUCGGCAGCUAUGAUGCCAACGAGUUGCUAAAGAUCGACUCACACGCUGAGAACAAUAAAUUUCAAUCGCGCAAAGCGCUAGCCACAGCGAGUAAGCGCAGGGAGUCUACUGCCGAACUGCGCAACGAAGUCACAACUCUUUAUGUUGAUAUAGGCGCUUUGCGUUCCGAUAUUCUGAAAUAUAUUUUCACGCUCAACAACUAUGGCAAAAGUGAGCAGCACAUGAGCCUGCCGAUGGCUUUGGAUCAAGCACGCUUCUAUUUGGACUCAAUCAGACAGCACGAGGAGACCGUGAAUAGCAUACGCAAUUCCACGCAAUGCGCCUGGCAUUUUUACUAUCACUUUGGUAACGCUUCGGAUGCGGCAUUCGAUCAGAAAGCUCGCAAAGCUCGCGUUGAGAUGUUUUGGCGCGACUUGAAUCAAACGAAUUUUCGCAUAUCCGAUAUGCGACUGCACGCCGAUCGUACGGUAGAGAUGCAAAACGAGAUCGAAGACACACUGGAGCAUGUGGUGAAUUUGCGCAAUCAUGUUGCGGAAGAUUAUACUAAAAUCAGGGAAGUUGGCGCUGAGGUAAUGGACUACUUAAAUGAGAGUUUGAUACCACGCACGGACAUUUUCAUUGAAGAAACCUGGGCGCAACAAGAGCAAUUGAGUGGUGUAACCGAUUCGAUUGAUAGGCUCUUCGAACAGUUGAAUAUUUCGUUGGGCGAUAAUGAGGGUAUGCAGCGUGAAGUACGCAAACAUUGGCUGCCAAAAGCGCAGAAGCAUGCAGAGAGAUUGAUGGAGCGUUCGAAUGAGUACGCCAGACAAUUUCAGCCGACGAGAAAUGGUGCGAAAAUCGCAUUGUUGGCGAGCUCUGCGCACAAAAAUAUUUCCGAUGCCAUAGACGCUGCACGCCAAGCCUCUUUAGAAGCAAACGAACGCGUUUCGGAGGCGCAACGAAGGCUUUACCCCAACGACGGUAGCUCUAUGAUUGAACGUGCCAGGAUUUCACUUGACAGAUCCAAAAUGCUGCAAAAGGAAGCGCUGGACGAAAUGGAAAGCACGAAUGCCCUUAAGCAAAAGCUCAAAAUACACGAAGACAAAGUAGAAAGCAUAAAGGCAACGAUCUAUGAUGCGGGUACGCGCACCAACAAUGUCUCAGCACAUCUGCACGCCGCUGCCAACAACUCGGCGCGUAAGUUGGCUAUGGAGAGUAUGGAAAUGGCUAAGAGCAUUAGCGAAGAAAUGCGUCACGAGCUGCAAAAAGCUAGACGCAUGCAUGAGGAGAUUUUGAAGUUGCGUGCAAAGUUUGCCAUCUUGGAACCGGAUUGGGAAAUAAAGCUAGGCAGAGCUGAGGAGAAUAUAUCGCUCACCAAAACCAAUAUUCGCUUAGCCAACAUUUCGCUCUCUUACGUGGAAGAGCAAUCACAAAAGGAGACGGCGAAAUUCGAUGAAUGGAAUAAUACAAUGGCCAGCCAGGUGCAGGAAAUACGCGAUAAAAUCGCCAAAGCCCGACACGCAGCCGAGGGCAUCAAAAUUUCCUUGGAAUCACUCAAUCCAAAAUGCAUACGCACUUACCAACCUAACACCUAUGGGCUCACCACCUCGAAUACUAUUAAAAUAUCAUUUGCUUUGCCCAACCGUAAUGGCAACUCGCCACUGUUGCACAUACAGGGCAGUGAUGGCCGCUACAUUGCACUGGAACUCUAUAAGCGGCACGUGCGUUUACUUUGGAAUCUUGGCGGCACCACCACCAUCAUAACACAUCCAUUGGAAGUGCAAACGCGUGAUCCUAAAUAUGAUGACGCCUGGUACCACGUAGAAGCGAAUCGCACGCUUAAUAUCGGCAGCCUUUUGGUGCGUCGCAUGAACAACUAUGGGUCGCUUGUGCCUGGACAAACGGUCACUGGCAACACAGACGCUGCCUACACGCGUUUCUUCCAAACGCACAACGAACGCAUAUAUCUUGGCGGAUAUCCGAGUGAUAUGUCACAGAAGGAGAUGCAACAAAGCGCCGGACUCAAUGUGGUUGUGCACAAUGUGGAGGUGGAUAAUCGGCCGCUGGGUAUAUGGAACUUCAUAACGAGCGAGGGACGUUGUGGUGGUGCAAUUAUCGGCGCGCGAGAAUCAACGUCGAUCUCGAUAGCGCGUCACUUUAAUGGUCUGGGGUACGCUGAGGUGAAAAAGUCGCGGCUGCGAUCGUAUAGAAUGAAUUUGUUCGCGGUACAAAUGACCUUUAAGACGCUGGACGAGAAUGCACUACUAUUUUUGGCGGUUGAUGACAAGAAUAAUCGCUCCGUCUCAGUGACGCUCAGUCGUGGUCGCAUUAUGUUCCGCAUUGACUACGGCGACGAAUCGAAGUUGGAAAUAAAUACCACCAACAAGUACAACACCGGCAAAUGGGUUAAGAUUGAGGCAGCGCGCGAGUUCGUGCCCAAGCGCGGCACCGAAAAUGGCAUUUUGCGCGUGAACAAUGAGCGUGCCAUAACCGGCUCACCAACGGUGCCCAUCAAGAGUCACAUGUUACCCGAUUUGUCCAAGCCCGUCUACUAUUUGGGUGGCGUGCCACCAGGCUUCAAAUCGGGCACUUCUAAGGCGCCUGGCGCGGACAAUCCCUUCUUGGGCUGCAUGAAAGACGUGCAAGUCAACAGAGAAACCUACGAUCCGCUCGGCAGCUCCUCACACUUCGGCGUAGAGGCGUCCUGCAAAGAAAUAAUUACGAAAGCCGGCUUCACAGGUCAGGGCUACAUCGAAUUACCCUCACAAUCGCUACGCAAGCGUGCCAACACUGGUUUUGUCUUCCGCACUCUACAGCCCGAUUGCUUGCUGUUACUCUCUGCCUAUCCGCCGGAAGUUGCUGAAGACUACGACGACAAAGACAUCAAAGGCAACUAUUCGAUUAGUUUAAUCGAUGGCCACCUACAAGUAUGGAUCAAUUCUGGGCGCAGUCUUUUGAAAAUAAUUUCAAAUAACACACUAAACGAUGGUGAAUUCCAUGUGGUGAAUUUGAUAAAAACUGGUCGCAAAUUUGAAUUGAUUGUCGAUGAUGAAUUGCAAGAUACAAAGAUUUUGUCGGGCGCGCCCACAAUUGUCAGCAUGCCGCGUGAUGCUGGUGGCCUGUAUAUUGGUGGUGCACCACCCUAUGAGGAAUUUACGCCAUUGGCGCCGACAUUUAUCAAAUUGGAGGGCGCUAUUCGUGAUGUGGUUUUCAAUAACCACACCGUCAAUUUAAAUCAGGCAGUUGCGUUUUCGAAUGUGCAAAUCGGACGAAAUGGUCCACCUAUGGGCACAGUAAAUGGACUGAUCGAUGUACUGCUAAAGACUGAACCAAUGAUUGGAAAGAGUUUUACCGCAUCGCCAGAGGGUUGUUUGAGGGUCGGCAGCUAUUCGUACGAGCCGAGCGCCUUCAAAUUUGGCGAUAUCUCGCACAGUUACGCCCAACUGCAAGUGCCACAGCGUAAUUUCUGGCAACGUAAUUUCUACAUUUCUUUCGAUUUUCGUUCCUUCUACCCGAACGGUUUGAUUUUCCUAGCACCGGGCUCCAAGGAGAAACACAAGCACUAUGUGGCGCUCCUACUCAAAAAUGGUCAGCUGUUGCUGAUUGUGCGCGGUCGUCGACGUGAAGAAUUAAAAUUGACAGCCAAAUUGGACGAUGGCGAAUGGCAUCACGUGACGAUUUUGUGUCAGGAACGCAAAGUUACCAUGUCUGUGGAGAUUGGUCAGACAGAUCAGAAGACAUCAGCACAAAUGAAGGUGCCAAAGAAGAUUGCCGCCACGAAUGUGGUCUACGUUGGUGGUUUGCCGGAGAAGGUGCCAAAGCUGCCAUCGGAAUUGUUGCAACGAUUAGAGCCAUUCAAGGGCUGCCUGCGACGCAUGAGCAUCAAUAAUAGUACACAAGAUCUGGCGAGGCCUGGUAAACAUCAGCAUGUUGGACAAUGUUUUCCGAAAGUGGAGAAAGGAUCUUAUUUUCCCGGUGAUGCCUAUGCGAUUUAUAAACGCAAUUUCCAUGUUGGCAAAUACUUGGAAUUCGAGCUGGAUUUUCGCACCUCAGAACUGUUCGGUGUUCUACUGAGCAUCUCAGAGCCGUCAGGUUUUCCAGCGUUAUCGCUCGAGCUCAAUAAUGGCAAUAUCAUCUUCUCAACCGAUCUCGNUAAAUCUCUCUAUAUUUAUUUAGAAAUCGCGCCCACUGGCACGCUGCUGACGCGCGAAAAUUUCAAAGGCUGCAUACGCAAUGUGUCCAUACGACAGGAGAGACGCGAUUGGGUCGAUAUGGAUGAGUUGCAUAAUGUGCUGCUGAGUGAAUGUCUGGUCACAGGAGUGGAGCCAUGAUUACUUAGUGAGGAUGCAACUGUGGAUGUGCCUUAAAGCAUUGUAGAUAUGUACAGUUUUCCUGCCUGCCGUGAUAUAAGAUAAUGUCUACAA
Molecule: messenger RNA, 6684 nt
Organism: Rhagoletis zephyria (snowberry fruit fly)
Lineage: Eukaryota; Metazoa; Arthropoda; Insecta; Diptera; Tephritidae
Gene: wb
Product: wing blister
Biological process (GO): animal organ morphogenesis; axon guidance; tissue development
Cellular component (GO): basement membrane
Molecular function (GO): extracellular matrix structural constituent
Source: RefSeq, a predicted model, not a curated record